Messenger RNA from Cuscuta epithymum, 1383 nucleotides. The record is from the annotation of a GenBank genome assembly. NCBI's taxonomy places the organism in Eukaryota, Viridiplantae, Streptophyta, Magnoliopsida, Solanales, Convolvulaceae.
CCUCGAUCUCUUGUGUGAACUGUCCGUCUUGCUUAGGUGAAAGACAAAUAUGGCUAAUAAUAGUAUCCAAGACCUGUCACCGAAGAAACAUCAUUGGACGUCUAAAGUUAGCAAUGAAGAAGAAGAGGAAGAAGAUGAUCUGAUAUCCAUAAAUCACGCCGCGGCCGCAGUCAUAGUAACCACAAACGAAGAAGAUACCCAUCAGCGAAAGAGCGGGAGAUCAAGGACGAAGCCAGAGGCGCGCAGGAAGCUACAAGCAGUGGCAGUUUCGAGGCUGAAAUCGAUGCUAACCAUGCUGGGCAGGAACAGAAGAAACAUAUUCUUCCUCCAUCACCACCACCACCACCACCAGGGUCUGGGGACAAGGCUAGUGGGGACGCUGUUCGGGUUCCGGAGCGGGCAUGUCCACCUGGCGCUCCAGAAGGAUCCCGUUUCCAGGCCGGUUUUCCUGGUGGAGCUGGCCACCCCGAUAGCCGGCCUGGUUCGGGAAAUGGCAUCCGGUCUUGUCCGGAUCGCGUUGGAGUGCGAUAAAGAAGAGAAGACGAUGAGGGGAGCGGGUGCGGGGAAGCCGCUUCUCGAGGAGCCGGUGUGGAGAACGUACUGCAACGGGAAGAAAUGCGGGUUCGCGGCGCGGAGGGAGACGGGGGAGAAAGAAUGGGAGGUUUUGAAGGCGGUGGAGCCCAUUUCAAUGGGGGCUGGCGUUUUACCUGCAAAUAACAGUGACAGUGAUGAUAAGGGGGGAGAAGGAGGAGGAGGGAGGGAGAUAAUGUAUAUGAGAGCUAAGUUUGAGAGAGUUGUUGGGUCUAGAGAUUCAGAGGCACUGUACAUGAUGAAUCCAGAUAGCCAUGGGGCUCCUGAGCUUAGUAUUUACUUGCUUAGAAUUUAAUUAUUCCAUGAACUAGCUAGCUAGCUUAAUUAGCUAGCAGCUGUAUCUUAUUAGCUUGUCAUUUCCUUUUCCAUGGCCGGCCUUGAAUUGAAUCGGUUGCUAUACAUAGAUAUAUACAUACAACAAGCUAAGCGAUUCAUCGAUCAGUCCUCUGCUGUAGUGCUGUACUAUAUAUUCCGACCUAUGUUGCACAGAAACACGGAUGUCAUCAGAAAACGAGAAAUAGGAAACUCAAAUUUUGCAAAAAAAAAAAAAACGCUUGUCGGGAGAGUUUCCAAAGAGUAAAAUGGAAACGUACUCUUUCCCGCGUUUUCGUGCUACAUAGAUUCCGACAUUAUAUCUGUACGUCAAAUUCAAUCAAUUCUUAACUUCCAAUUUGGCCAUUUUUCUACAUCCAUUGUGAAGGAGGAGAGUUCUAUCUCACCUACCUAUAUAUCAUCUUGCAUUGCAUUCUUGCCCAUUAUAUUAUUCAUUAAUUAUCAUCUAUAAUGUGUUAG